AAGGCCCAGAAUGGAAGGAGGCAUCAGUGAGAAUCUGAGAAAGUCACCUGAGACCAGAAGCCCACGCCUCCACCUGCGACACCAUGAGUGAAUCGUGCUGCUCCCCGUGCUGCCAGCCCACGUGCUGCAGGACCACCUGCUGCAGGACCACCUGCUGCCAGCCCAGCUGCUGUGGAUCCAGCUGCUGCGAGCCUUGCUGCUGCCGCCCAACGUGCUGUCAGACCACCUGCUGCAGGACCACGUGCUGCAAGCCCGCAUGCUGUGUGUCCAGCUGCUGCCAGCCCAGCUGCUGUGGGUCCAGUGGCUGCGGGUCCAGCUGCUGCGAGCCUUGCUGCAGCCGCCCAACGUGCUGUCAGACCACCUGCUGCAGGACCACGUGCUGCAAGCCCGCAUGCUGUGUGUCCAGCUGCUGCCAGCCUAGCUGCUGUGGGUCCAGUGGCUGCGGGUCCAGCUGCUGCCAGCCUUGCUGCUGCCGCCCAACGUGCUGUCAGACCACCUGCUGCAGGACCACCUGCUGCAAGCCCACAUGCUGUGUGUCCAGCUGCUGCCAGCCUUGCUGCCGCCCCAGUUGCUGCUGCACACCCUGCUCCCAGCCAGCUUGCUGCACCCCCGUUAUCUGCAGGAGAACCUGCUACCAGCCCACCUGCUGCUGCCUGCCCGGGUGCCUAGCCCAAGGCUGUGGAUCCAGCUGCUGCCAGCCCUGCUGCCGCCCAACGUGCUGUCAGACCACCUGCUGCAGGACCACGUGCUGCAAGCCCGCAUGCUGUGUGUCCAGCUGCUGCCAGCCCAGCUGCUGUGGGUCCAGUGGCUGCGGGUCCAGCUGCUGCCAGCCUUGCUGCAGCCGCCCAACGUGCUGUCAGACCACCUGCUGCACGACCACCUGCUGCAAGCCCACAUGCUGUGUGUCCAGCUGCUGCCAGCCUAGCUGCUGUGGGUCCAGUGGCUGCGGGUCCAGCUGCUGCCAGCCUUGCUGCAGCCGCCCAACGUGCUGUCAGACCACCUGCUGCACGACCACCUGCUGCAAGCCCACAUGCUGUGUGUCCAGCUGCUGCCAGCCUAGCUGCUGUGGGUCCAGUGGCUGCGGGUCCAGCUGCUGCGAGCCUUGCUGCAGCCGCCCAACGUGCUGUCAGACCACCUGCUGCAGGACCACGUGCUGCAAGCCCGCAUGCUGUGUGUCCAGCUGCUGCCAGCCUAGCUGCUGUGGGUCCAGUGGCUGCGGGUCCAGCUGCUGCCAGCCUUGCUGCAGCCGCCCAACGUGCUGUCAGACCACCUGCUGCAGGACCACCUGCUGCAAGCCCACAUGCUGUGUGUCCAGCUGCUGCCAGCCUUGCUGCCGCCCCAGUUGCUGCUGCACACCCUGCUCCCAGCCAGCUUGCUGCACCCCCGUUAUCUGCAGGAGAACCUGCUACCAGCCCACCUGCUGCUGCCUGCCCGGGUGCCUAGCCCAAGGCUGUGGAUCCAGCUGCUGCCAGCCUUGCUGCUGCUGAGCAACUUGUUAUACACUCAGCACUCACCGGAAUGUAUAUCCUACGCCAGUUUGCCAAAGUUCCUGUCUUACAAGAAGUUGCUCCCUCGGCUUUCCUGGGGACACACACAUGCUUACACUGCCCCUGUCAUCUUUCUCAGCAAUGCUUAUGAGUCUAUGGGCGGAAUGCAAUCUACUUCAAUUUGAUUGUAUUCUAGUGUCUCUGGUUUACUGUAGCAAUUGCUGAGCCACUCCAUUUGGUCAACCCCAGACGCUGGUCCACAUCCAUUGAUUCACACUCUCAGUCUCCGGAAAGUGAUCAUCACCUUUCACUUCUACAGCAUGUAAACACAUUCUUAUGAGUGCAUAUUAGCUCUCCGCAGUGAUCAGUACUGAUCAUCUUUUUAGAUAGAUGCAUUAUAGUUCGUAAGUCCUGCCAGGUUACUAAGCUCUUUGCAAUGGCUUUGAACUUUCUUCCUUCCGUUCUUUCCUAAUAAAAUCUGUGUCAUCCUGCA
Molecule: messenger RNA, 1980 nt
Organism: Nyctereutes procyonoides (raccoon dog)
Lineage: Eukaryota; Metazoa; Chordata; Mammalia; Carnivora; Canidae
Product: keratin-associated protein 9-1-like
Exons: 2
Coding region: 84-1487 (467 amino acids)
Cellular component (GO): keratin filament
Source: RefSeq, a predicted model, not a curated record